AUGUUUGAAGCUAAAUUACAAUAAGGUGUUAUUUUCAAAAAAAUCGUCGAUGCUAUCAAGGAUUUAGUUAAAUCAGUUAAUAUCGAUGCUAGCACUAGUGGUCUUUCCAUGCAAGCUAUGGAUUCAGCUCACGUUGCUUUGGUUUCCCUCAAGUUAAAUGAAAAUGGUUUCAAGGAUUAUAGAUGUGACAGACCAAUCACUCUUGGUCUUUCUAUUGAAAACCUUUCCAAGAUCCUCAAGUGUGCUGGAAAUGAUGACACUAUUACCUUAUAAACUGAUGAAGAAGAACCUUCUUCCCUUAAAUUCUUCUUUGAAAAUUAAUAGGCCUCUAAGAUCUCCGAAUUUAGUUUGAACUUAAUGUCAUUAGAUAGUGAAUCUUUGGGUAUCCCCGACACCGAUUAUUCUUCUGUUAUUCAAAUGUCCUCAGCUGAAUUCUCUAGAAUCUGCAAGGAACUUAGUUCUAUUUCUGAAACAGUUGAAAUUGAAACUAGCAAAGAAUCUGUUAAGUUUAGCGUUUAAGGAGAUAUUGGUGCUGGUUCAAUCACUGUCAAGAAUAACUAAAGUGAUAAAGAUGUUGACCGUGUUGAUUUACAAAUUGAUUAACCCGUUAAGUUAACCUUCGCUCUUAGAUAUUUGAAUAUGUUCAAUAAGGCUGUCUCUCUUAGCAGUACUGUUAGUUUAAAUAUGUCUGAAGAAAAUCCUCUUAUGGUUGAAUAUAAAAUCGAUGAUCUUGGUUCUCUUAGAUUCUAUCUUGCUCCUAAGAUUUCUGAUGAAGAAAGUAGUUGA
This is a messenger RNA of Tetrahymena thermophila SB210, 786 nucleotides long. RefSeq names its product proliferating cell nuclear antigen. NCBI's taxonomy places the organism in Eukaryota, Ciliophora, Oligohymenophorea, Hymenostomatida, Tetrahymenidae. Gene Ontology annotation, cellular component: PCNA complex. Gene Ontology annotation, biological process: leading strand elongation; translesion synthesis; regulation of DNA replication. The record is from RefSeq and is a predicted model, not a curated record. Gene Ontology annotation, molecular function: DNA binding; DNA polymerase processivity factor activity. The transcript is spliced from 3 exons.